Molecule: messenger RNA, 2744 nt
Organism: Dermochelys coriacea (leatherback sea turtle)
Lineage: Eukaryota; Metazoa; Chordata; Testudines; Dermochelyidae
Gene: TTC31
Product: tetratricopeptide repeat domain 31
Exons: 10
Molecular function (GO): metal ion binding; RNA binding; protein binding
Source: RefSeq, a predicted model, not a curated record
CCGCUGUCCUGGCCCAGGCAGCCCAGCCCUCACCAUGUUACUUGGCCCCCUGUGCAGGUGCCGAGGUCCGGGCAGGACGGGAGGGGAGUGGAUCCCAGCACAGUGCUAGCAGGCUAUGGGAACGAGGCGGCAAAGCGGGGCUGCUUCCAGGACGCAGUGUUCUUCUUCACUGAGGCUGUCAAGCUCAACCCUCGGGAGCACAGGCUCUUCGGGAACCGCUCGUACUGCUAUGAGAGGAUGCAGCAGUAUGACAAGGCCCUGCGUGACGCCCACGUGGCCUUGAGCCUCCUACCAGGCUGGCCCAAAGGCUUUUUCCGCAAGGGCAAGGCCCUCAUGGGGCUGAAGCGCUACGCUGAGGCCAAAAGCACCUUCUUGGAGCUGCUGCAGCUGGACAGCUCCCAUGCCGACGCAGCUGCCCAGCUGGAAGUCUGCCGGGUGCAGCUCAUCCUGGAGAAUGGCUUCAGCAGCUUUAGCGGUGAGAGGAGCCUGCUGGUGGAGCCGUCGCUGGGAGCCACAGAGUCCCAGCCGGCAGGGCCUGGUGAGCAGGCCAGGAGCUGGUCCCUGGGCAGCAGUGGUUACGCCGAGGGGGACGAGGAUGGGGAGAGCGGGUUUGUGACCAUCACUAACUCGCGGAGCCGAGGGAAAGGCCCAGCCCAGCAGGGGUUCCGGGCCAGCAGCAGGGAGACCCCAGCUCGCACCAGACACCCUGUAGCCCCUGUGCAUCAGGCCAGGGAGUGGUACGCUGUGUGGGUCGGGAACGUCACCCCCAGGAUCACCCAGAAGUUGCUGCGCAGCUAUUUUGAGGCGUUCGGGCCCAUCCACUCGGUGCGGAUGCUCCCGGAGAAGUACUGCGCCUUCAUCAACUACACCAAGAAGGAGGCAGCGGAGGUGGCCUACACAGCCCUGCAGGGGGCUGAAGUGGAAGGAACCAAGUUUGUGCUGCAGCUGAAGCACCCUGACCAUGCCACUCCGGCCCCUGGUAGGGCUGGCCCUGGCAACGCCCUGCGGCCUGUGGGGAGGGAGCCGGUGCGAGUGCCCCCCACCCUGGAGUGCCAUUUCUGGCGGAACGCCGGCUGCAGCUACGGGGCCGACUGCCGUUUCCGCCACCUGCCCCAGAGCAAGGGGCUGGACAAGAAGCUGGCUCAGCACUAGGGCCCUGCCCUGGCCCUGUCAUUGCAGGGGUCUGGAGGCCAGAUGUCCCCAGGCUGACAGCUGGCUCCUGCCUGGCCAUGCUGCCUCGUGGGCACAGAGUGACUGGAUGGUCACCGUGCUGGGCCUUCCCGGGGCCCCUCCAGCUGCUGCCUGUUGCCUACCUGUGGCCCAGCGCCAGCCAGUGGGCAUCACCCCCCCGGGGUAGGACUGGACUCGCUCCUAUGUGGAUGGGGUCCCUGGAUGGCUGUGCUGUGGGUUCCCCUUCCUUAGGAAGGAGCCAUGCAAGCUGGGUGGGGCAGCCGUCCCAGGAGCUGCCUUGGGGUUGGUUGGCCUGGAGGGAAUUGCUAGGCCUCUACUGGCGGGGGGGCUGGAAUUCAGGGCCCUGCCCAUGGCCCAGUGUGGGCACUGUGCCCCACACCUAUGGGGGCACUGUGCCCCACACCUAUGGGGGCACUGUGCCCCACACCUAUGGGGGCACUGUGCCCCACACCUAUGGGGGCACUGGAGCUGGCUGCCAACCCUUUUGCCUUAUUAUGGAGGGAGGUCUAUGGGGACUACAACUCCCAGCAUGCUGUGGAACCAUGCUGUUGGGAUGAAGGGCAUCGUGGCAUGAUGGGAGUUGUAGUCUCCACCCCCAGGCUGCUCUUCCAUGGCUAUUUCAUACCAAAAAUUGUCCCGGGGCAGGUUCCUCCGUCAGCCAUGCUUUCUCCUUCCUGCCUUCUGAUUGGCUGAGCCCUGGGUCUGUUACACUGACUCUGCCCUGCUAGGGCCUGUCUGUGUGGCGAUGGUUUGCUCCCUCUGAAGCACUGGGCACUGACCCCUGCUGGCAGACAGGACACUGGGCUAGAUGGACCAUUGGCCUGACCCAGUCUGGCCGUUCUUCUGUAGCUCUUUGUGUGGGGGCUGGCUGGGUGGGGAGCAUGGCCCAGGGUCAGGGUUGGGCUGUGGCCCCAGUCUAUAGAGCUGCCCCCGGUUCCACUUGGGCUUUUAACAUUGUCCCUUUGUUUUUGAAACAUCUCUCUGCCCUUGGGGCUAACCUAUGCCACCCCAUACAGAGCCCCACAGGCCUGGGCCAGCCCCUUGCUCCCCUGCCAUGUGGCGCUCUCGGCACCAGGCAGGCUGGUCCCAGGUCCUCUUUUGUUCAUGUGCAGCGAUACCCCUGGGGCUCUCUGCCCUAGUGCCGGCUCCAUUCUUUGGCUCUGGCCCAGUUUGGCUGCUUUCUGCCUCACCUGUCUCCUACAGCCCUGAGUGCAAAGCCAGCUGGGUACCAGGGAGCUGCCUUGCCCUGCUGACCACAGAGACCAGCUGGCUGCUCUGGGCAGGUGCCGGGCUGUGGGUGGCUGAGGGGCCAGGAUCUGCCUGGGGGCGACGAUGUAAAUUGACCUGUUACGGCCCUGAGAGCGCCCAGCCUGUGCGUUCAGUGGGUGGGCCUUGCUCCCGGGCUGUGAGGCGGGGAGCUGCUGCCCUGCCACAGGCUCUUCCCCCGGGCAGCCCCGGAUUUGCAGUGUGUGCGGCGCCCAAUGGGAAUUUGUUCAGGGAUUUGUACCUGCAUGGGGAUUUACAGAUUGUUCUUAAUAAAACUCAUUAAAGAA